Molecule: messenger RNA, 1071 nt
Organism: Didymodactylos carnosus
Lineage: Eukaryota; Metazoa; Rotifera; Eurotatoria; Philodinida; Philodinidae
Source: the annotation of a GenBank genome assembly
AUGGCAACAAAUUCAUCAUCGUCUCUUAGUGAUUUUUAUUUAUCCUGCCGAAAUGAUGAUAUUGAAAAAGUGAAAGCAUAUUUAAAAACUUUAACGGUUCGACAAAUAAAUCGUCUUGAACCAAACGGCAGUACAGCACUCCAUGCCGCAUCCUAUUAUGGUCAUACAAAAACGGUUCAGUUACUGUUAGAAAAAGGUAUUACGUCAAGAUCAAUAAUAAAUAAAUAUCGUCUAACUGCCUAUCAGGAAGCUAAAACAAAUGAAAUAAAACAAUUAUUUCGACGUCAAAAUGGUUCGAGCAGAUUCGUGGGUGGAACAAACGGAACAAACAUUGAAUGGAAUAAAAUUGGUAUUAAUAUUGAAAAAGAAGCAAUUAAACAACGAUAUGACCAUAGUGAUAAAUGGGAUGAUUCAGAUAUUCGUACAACUGUCAGUUAUAUAUAUAAAGAUUAUUUAGACAAAAAUCUACGUAAUCUAAAAGAUAUCGCUUUAAUUAACUGGUACUACGCUCUAGCAGCAGAAGAAAAUACUGCUAAAUAUUUGAUUACAGCGUAUACAGCGGAAACCGAUUAUUACAAAGUUUUAAAUAAAGAAUUAGCUACCGUACAUGAAAAUGAGAAUAAGUUAAUUGAUAGUUGGGUUGGACGAAACUGGAUUCUUCGAAUUAUGUGUUGCCAUCCAACUCUUAAUCCUUUCGGUUACAUCGGUAAUGCCUAUCGUGGUAUGCGUAUAACACAAGAUGAUUUAAACCAAUAUUCAGUUGGAAAUUAUUUAAUGAACAAAGCAUUUCUAUCCACUUCGAAAGAUCGUGAAAUUGCUGAAAAGUUUGCUUCAUUAGGUGAUAUUCAAGAUGGAAAGCUUUCUAUUAUUUGUAUUUAUAUAAUUCGAAAUCGUCGUGCGGCUUUGGAUGUUGAGACAAUAUCAGAUUAUCCGGAAGAACACGAAAUUUUAAUAAUGCCCUACUGUGUAUUUGAGGUUAAAUAUAUCAGACGAAACAUAAAUAAUAGUGUAUGCAAUGUCGAAAUUGUCCUAAAACAAUGUGAAACAGAUAAAUUAUGUUGUAUUCAGUAA